AUGAAUUAAGAGUAAGGUUCACAAUCUGAUAAUUCUGAAAUUUUAUAAUUCUAAGACAUUCAUGAGAUUGAAUAAUAAUAAUUAAACGAAUUUAUUGAAAAUGAAAAACCUAAAUUAAAAUAGCUAUCAUAAUAAUAUUAAAAUUUAAUCUAGUAAUAUUUUAAUGAAUUAAAUAAAGAUGAGAGUAAAAAUAACAUAAAGAAAUUUGUGGAUGAUUAAUUAAAAACGUAUUCUAAAGAUGUAGAAAAAAUAAUUAAAAAAUAAUAUGAUAGAUUUAAAUCCGAGAAAGAAUCACAUAUUAAACAAAUAAAAUAGUUAAUAUAGAAGCACUAAUAACAAAAUUACUAAAAAAAUUAGGAAAUAGAUGAAUUAACUUAAAAAUUGAAUGAAGCAAAUAAUUUAUUAAAUAUAAGUACUUUUAAGGAUGAUAAUGUAUACUCAAAGUUAACUCAAAUUAGUACAACGUUAGAAAAAACAUGUGAGACAACUAUUUAAGCAAGUUAAUAAUUAGGUAUUUAAAAUUUAGAUCAAAUACAAUAAUAAAUUCAAAUGAUAAAAUAAAACAUUACAGGAGAUACUGAAAUAUAAUUAAAUAGUUACUAAACUUAAUUAAAUCAAAAAGAACAAUUAAUAGCAUAAUUAUAAAAAGAAAUAUUGGAUUAUAAAAAUUAAGAAAGAAAUAAUAAUUCAUCAGCCAUUUUAACUAAAAAGAUGGAAGAAUUCUUAUAAAAAUAUUAAAAUUAGUUUAAUUAAGCAGAUUAAAUAAAUUAGAAGACUAAUUAAAUUGUAGAAAUUAAUAAAGAAUUGAAUAAACUCAAUACUUUAUUGAACAAUGAGAAUGAAAAAUUAAAAAAUUAAUAUGAAGAAGAAAAAAAUAAAGCUAUUCAUAAAUAACUUGAAGGAUGUUUUAAAUUAUAGGAUAGAUCUCUGUUAUAUAUAUAAUUAGGUCUCAAAAUAUUUUAAUAAUAUUACUAUUCUCAUAUCGAUAAUAACAAAAAAAUAUAAAGUUAAAUAGAUAGGCUAAAUAAAUUUCAUUAAAAUUAUUAAAAAAAAGAAAAUUUCAAAUUAAAAGAUUUAGAACAAAUUGAAUAAUUCUAUAUUAAAUAAGAAUAAGAGCUUAAGAAUUUAUUUGAUGAUUCUCUCAACGAAUAUAAAAAUUUAUUAAAUGAAAUUACAUAGAGAAGAAAAUAAAUGAUAUUUUAAUAGAAUGUAUGA
This is a messenger RNA of Paramecium pentaurelia, 1215 nucleotides long. The record is from the annotation of a GenBank genome assembly. Lineage: Eukaryota; Ciliophora; Oligohymenophorea; Peniculida; Parameciidae.